GUGGGAAGCGUCGCCACCAGAAAUCCCUUCUUGUUGUUCUCGUCCUCGCUGGUGGUGCACUCUCCCUAGUUGACGAAGCUUUGGUGGCGGAGGCGGCUCAAUUCCAAGUGAGAUGGGCACCAAGGCAAAGAAAGCCAUGAUAAAGAAAUCGAAAAAGGGAUCUUCUAAAUUAUCAGUUCCUGGGCAUAAAAAAGCGGCUGCAGAUUUCUUGCCAUUAGAAGGUGGUCCUGGGCAUGAACUUCCUGAGCAGGAACCACCAAAAAAUACUGGUACGGUACUGUAUAUUGGUCGGAUACCUCAUGGAUUCUAUGAGAAUGAAAUGGAAGGUUUCUUCAAGCAAUUUGGUGCUGUCAAAAGAUUAAGAAUUGCGAGGAAUAAGAAGACAGGAAAAUCAAAGCAUUUUGGCUUCAUUGAAUUUGAAUCUCCUGAGGUGGCAAAAAUUGUAGCUGAAUGUAUGCAUAAUCACCUGUUGUUCGAACACAUCUUGCAAGUUCAUGUUGUUCCUCCAGAGCAUGUUCAUCCAAAAUUAUGGAAAGGUGUAAAUCGUCUAUAUAAGCCACUGGACAGGGUUCAAAUUGAACGAAAACGACAGAACAAGGAAAGAACAUUGGAAAAGCAGAAGAAAUUGGUGGAAGGAAUUGGGAAACGAGAUCAGAAGCGGCGUAAGAGGAUAGAGGCUGCUGGUAUUGAUUAUGAGUGCCCAGAAAUAGUGGGUAUUAGCCGACCCGCUUCAAAGAAGAUUAGAUUUGAUGAAGAAUAGGCGACAGGCUUCGAUGACUGUAGAAGUAUGUAUGCUGUUUUGAUAUUGUCAUCAGGAUGUCACAUUGGUCUCUCUCGCUGUUUCUCCCUCAUAUUAGAUUGGAUUUUGGAGAUGGAGAAACAGAGAAGUGGCAAGUGUAGAAGCAGAGUCGGUGAUGAUUGAAUUAGAAAUGGAUCUUCAAAUCAAAUUUGUCCCUUUUGUUGGUUUUCUUUUUGAAAUGGAGCGUGUUGAUUAGGAUGAAUGCGUGAUGAACAAGGUGUUCAAUUUUAACUACAAUGAAUUUAAGCAUAGUUGAUGAAAUGUUUUUAGGUCCUCAGAUGGUGUGCUUUUGCAAUGCAAUUUUGAAUCUUUUUUAUUUUA
Vitis riparia (riverbank grape) is the source of this 1120-nucleotide messenger RNA. RefSeq lists its product as uncharacterized. Gene Ontology annotation, cellular component: nucleolus. The coding region runs from base 113 to 760 and encodes 215 amino acids. The transcript has 9 exons. NCBI's taxonomy places the organism in Eukaryota, Viridiplantae, Streptophyta, Magnoliopsida, Vitales, Vitaceae. Gene Ontology annotation, molecular function: RNA binding. The record is from RefSeq and is a predicted model, not a curated record. Gene Ontology annotation, biological process: maturation of LSU-rRNA from tricistronic rRNA transcript (SSU-rRNA, 5.8S rRNA, LSU-rRNA).